Boeremia exigua is the source of this 537-nucleotide messenger RNA. RefSeq lists its product as uncharacterized. The transcript is spliced from 2 exons. Bases 1 to 537 code for a protein of 178 amino acids. Lineage: Eukaryota; Fungi; Ascomycota; Dothideomycetes; Pleosporales; Didymellaceae. The record is from RefSeq and is a predicted model, not a curated record.
AUGUCCCCCCACUUCGACGAAAUCAAAGCCCACCUCCGCGCCAACCCAGCCCUGAAAUGGGGCUUCGUGGUCUACCGCUGCACCUACGGCGACGACCCCUCCUGGACCCGCUUCCUGCGCCGCCUGGACACGCAGACGCGGGCGAACCUGCGCGCCCACGAUGCCGAGGACCUCUAUCCGCGUGUCGACUGGGCGGUGCAGCAGGAUCCCGCGUGGGACGGGGCGAGCGCGGCGGUGAUCAAGAAAGAGUUUGCCGCGUGGACGCAGCAGCAUUUCCCCCGCAGCGACGGCGGGCCGAGGAUGUUUGCGUGUCUUCUGGUUGAUAGGGCGUGUUUGGAUGCGCUGGACGCGGAGGGCGUGCCGGGCGAGGAGGAGUUUGAUGCGGACGGGCGCUGUUGGGUGUGGAUGGUGAGUCGGUACAAGGGGGAGCGGACGACGAGGGUCGGGGUUAGUUAUGUGAUGCCACGGGUGUGGGUGCUGCUUGAUGUGCGGGGGUGGAGUGCGAUCUGGGACGAGGGGCGCGUGGUGACGCCGUAG